GCCGGAGCCCGAGGACGCCCAGUGGCCGAAGCCGGAGCGCAGGCGGACCGGGCUGGCGACGAAGGCCCGAGCGCCCAUGUCCCUCCCGGCGCCUCUGCGCCCUGCGCGCCCGAGCUGCGUUUAGGGAAAGGGGACCGCACCCCGCCCCCGCGCCUGGGGCUGCGGGGACCCAUGAACACAAAUGACUUUAGGCGCCCACGGAAGGACCGACCGGCUAGCCUCGCAUUUAGGGACCCAGGGGUUUCUCCUCGCCUGGAUCUUGGUCUUGUUUGCCUGGCACCUGGCCUCCACCCAAGGAGCUCCUGAAGAUGUGGACGUCCUCCAACGAAUGGGGCUCAGCUGGACAAGGACAGGGGGCGGCCGGAUCCCAGCGCCCCCAGGCAUCAUCCCAUUCCCAUCGGGCUUCAUCUUCACGCAGCGGGCCCGGCUGCAGGCGCCCACGGCCGCCGUCCUUCCUGCCACCCUGGGCCCGGAGCUGGCUCUCGUGCUCAGCCUGUGCUCCCAUCGCGUGAACCAUGCUUUCCUCUUUGCUGUCCGCAGCCGGAAGCACAGGCUGCAGCUGGGUCUGCAGUUCCUCCCCGGCAAGAUGCUCCUCCACCUGGGGCCCCGGCACUCUGUGGCCUUUGACAUGGACGUGCAUGAUGGACGCUGGCAUCACCUGGCCCUGGAAUUACGUGGCCGCACGGUCACCCUGGUGACAGCCUGUGGGCAGCGCCGGGUGGCCCUCCCGCUGCCUUUCCGCAGGGAGCCCUCAUUUGAUCCCCAGGGUUCCUUCUUCUUGGGGAAGAUGAGCUCACAUGCCAUUCAGUUUGAAGGUGCCCUCUGCCAGUUCAGUAUCCACCCUGUGGCGCAGGUCACUCACAAUUACUGUGCCCGCUUGAGGGAGCAGUGCAGACAGGGGGACACGUACAGGCCCCAGCUGGGAGCCCUCUUUCCCCUGGACUCUGGCCGAACCUUUGCUUUCCAGCCAGACCUGACCCUGCUUGGCUUGGGAAACCUGACCAUGGCCACAGCAGCUCUGAGGGCCCAGCCAGGACGCACAGGGUCCAUGUUGACUGUCUCUCCUUCCAUCCCCACCAAGCUCUUGAACACAAGCGUCCCUAAAGUCCCCAAGCAUAGCAAAGCUGGGGCUUCAUUAUCUUCUGCCAAGCAGUCAGCCAGGAAAACACCUCCCCUUUUACCCUCAAACUCUCCAGCUGGCACCCCCAGAGCUCCUCAUCCUGCUGCCUCGUCACUGCAGCUCACAGCCACCGGUUCCCCCAAACAUCUUCCCACCAAGACUCCAGCCCCAUCCCCUUCAGUUGUCCCUGUAAGAAGCCCCCAUCCAACCCAGAAGACAGCGACCCCUGCAGUCACAAAGCCAGCCCCGCCCACUCAGAAGCCCCCUACCUCCCGCCCAGCUCCUUCCAAAGCCUCCCAUCCCACAGUAAGACCACCAAUCCCAAGGACUCUUGUGACGCCCCGACCUCCACCACCCAGUGUCCGGCCCCUGCUUACCGCUGCCAUCUCCUCUAAAAAGCCCCCUCCCCUCGUAGCGCAGUCUGAGCCUAAGAUGACUAGCCCAGCCAGCAAGCCAGUCUCUUAUCGGGCCAGCUCUCUCAAAGCUCCCCGGCCCACUGUUCUGUCCCCACCUCCUGCUUCCAGUACUGGCCCUACCAGAGCCACUCGUCCGCUACCUGGUGUCGUGCCUCCAGCCUCGGGCAUGGGAACUCCCAGGACAGCACCUGCGGCCCGCACCCCUGGCUCAGCCCUAACUGGAAGCAAGAAAUCCACUGGCCUGGAAGAGUCCAAGAAAGCUGGAUUCAAAAGCAGUCCCCGGACGCCUGUGCCCCUCAGUCCUGGGAAGAUAGACAGAGAUGCCCCACCCAGUGACCUGGUGACUAGGCCCAGUCCACUGACCACCUCUGCCCUGAUUCUGGCCCCGGCCCACAUCCUGUCCUCUAGCCCUCGGCCCAGCAGCAGUGCUUACCCCUUCCUCCACCUGCAAGGACCCACACCUUUCUCCUCACUGCUGGUGGGGCCUCCAGGGCCCAAGGGAGAUUGUGGCUCACCGGGGCCCCCUGGGCUGCCAGGGCUCCCUGGACCUCCUGGUGCACGAGGGCCUCGGGGUCCUCCGGGGCCAUAUGGGAACCCAGGUCUGCCUGGCCUUCCUGGAGCCAAAGGACAGAAAGGGGACCCAGGGCUCUCACCGGGGCAGGCCCACGAUGGAACAAAGGGCGACAUGGGCUUGCCUGGGCUCUCCGGGAAUCCAGGACCCCUGGGACGGAAGGGACACAAAGGCCAUCCUGGACCGGCAGGACACCCCGGAGAACAGGGGCAGCCAGGACCCAAGGGCAGCCCAGGGGCCAAAGGUUACCCUGGCAGGCAGGGCUUUCCUGGACCAGUAGGAGAUCCUGGCCCCAAAGGCAGCCGGGGCUACAUUGGUCUCCCCGGGCUCUUUGGCCUGCCAGGGUCGGAUGGAGAGCGGGGUCUGCCCGGCGUUCCUGGCAAGAGGGGCGAGAUGGGUAGGCCGGGCUUCCCUGGAGACUUUGGGGAACGAGGCCCCCCUGGACUGGAUGGAAACCCUGGAGAACUGGGUCUUCCAGGGCCGCCAGGAGUCCCCGGUCUCAUUGGUGACAUGGGAGCAUUGGGUCCGAUUGGCUACCCAGGACCCAAGGGCAUGAAGGGACUGAUGGGCGGCAUGGGGGAGCCCGGACUGAAAGGUGAUAAGGGUGAACAAGGGGUGCCAGGCGUGUCGGGAGAUCCCGGCUUCCAAGGAGACAAGGGCAGCCAGGGCUCGCCAGGGCUUCCAGGUGCCCGGGGAAAGCCAGGACCUCUGGGCAGAGUUGGAGACAAAGGCUCUCUUGGAUUUCCUGGCCCUCCUGGCCCCGAGGGAUUCCCGGGAGACAUCGGACCCCCUGGGGAUAAUGGCCCCGAAGGCAUGAAGGGUAAGCCUGGAGCCAGAGGUCUGCCGGGACCACCUGGGCACCUGGGGCCUGAGGGAGAUGAAGGGCCUAUGGGGCCACCAGGGGUCCCUGGCUUAGAGGGUCAGCCUGGCAGGAAGGGGUUUCCUGGGAAGCCCGGCCCAGAUGGCUUGAAGGGGGAACCAGGGGAUCCUGGACGUCCAGGGCCCGUGGGUGAGCAGGGGCUUCCGGGGUUCGUUGGCUUGGUUGGAGAGCCGGGAAUCGUGGGUGAAAAGGGUGACCGUGGCGUGAUGGGACCCCCAGGUGCACCUGGACCCAAGGGGUCGAUGGGUCAUCCUGGAACAUCGGGUGGUAUUGGGACCCCUGGAGAGCCUGGACCCCCGGGCCCUCCAGGAUCUCGAGGAGCUCCAGGCAUGAGAGGAGCCAAGGGACGCCGGGGGCCCCGAGGACCAGAUGGACCAGUUGGGGAGCAGGGAUCCAAGGGCUUAAAGGGCCCUGCGGGACCUCGGGGCAGACCCGGCCAGCCUGGACAGCAGGGUAUGGCUGGAGAACGAGGCCACUCAGGCACACGAGGCUUCCCUGGCAUCCCAGGUCCAUCAGGCCCACCAGGUGCCAAGGGCCUCCCAGGAGAACCAGGCUCUCAGGGACCUCAAGGGCCAGCUGGUGCUCUAGGAGAGAUGGGACCCAAGGGACCUCCUGGUGCAGUGGGAGAACCAGGCCUUCCUGGGGACUCUGGGAUGAAGGGUGACCUUGGGCCUCUGGGUGCUCCUGGCGAGCAGGGCCUCAUUGGGCAGCGGGGAGAGCCAGGCCUUGAGGGGGACCUUGGCCCCACAGGACCCAACGGGCUGAAGGGGGACAGGGGUGACCCAGGGCCUGACGGUGAGCAUGGUGAGAAAGGCCAGGAGGGGCUGAAGGGCGAAGACGGGCCUCCGGGGCCCCCGGGCAUCACUGGCAUCCGGGGUCCUGAAGGAAAACCUGGCAAACAGGGCGAGAGGGGCCGGACAGGAGCUAAGGGUGCCAAGGGCUACCAAGGGCAUCUGGGAGAGAUGGGUAUUCCUGGAGAUCCUGGACCCCCUGGUACCCCAGGCCCUAAAGGGUCGCGGGGCAGCCUGGGACCAACGGGUGCUCCAGGGCGAAUGGGGGUCCAAGGAGAACCAGGGCUGGCUGGUUACAAUGGACACAAAGGCAUUGCGGGACCCCUGGGGCCUCCUGGGCCCAAAGGCGAGAAGGGGGAACAAGGCGAGGAUGGCAAGGCUGAGGGGCCCCCAGGGCCACCUGGAGAUCGGGGUCCUGUAGGGGAUCGAGGAGAUCGCGGGGAGCCUGGGGACCCUGGAUACCCUGGUCAAGAGGGAAUUCAAGGCCUUCGAGGAAAGCCAGGCCAGCAGGGCCAGCCUGGGCAUCCGGGACCCCGAGGGCGGCCGGGACCCAAAGGAUCCAAAGGCGAAGAGGGUCCAAAGGGAAAGCCAGGCAAGGCCGGGGCAACAGGCCGGAGGGGGACUCAGGGGCUGCAGGGACUGCCAGGGCCCCGGGGUGUGGUGGGGAGACAGGGUCCAGAGGGCGUUGCUGGACCUGAUGGUCUUCCUGGCAGAGAUGGCCGGACAGGACAGCCGGGAGAGCAGGGAGAUGAUGGGGACCCUGGCCCCAUAGGCCCUGCUGGGAGAAGAGGAAAUCCGGGUGUAGCUGGCUUGCCUGGAGCACAGGGCCCCCCAGGAUUCAAGGGUGAAACUGGAUUACCAGGGCAACUGGGUCCCCCUGGCAAGCGAGGAACAGAAGGUGGAACGGGGUUCCCUGGAAAUCAGGGGGACCCUGGAUCCAAAGGCCAGCCGGGCGACUCUGGUGACAUGGGCUUCCCUGGAGUGGCUGGCCUCUUUGGACCCAAGGGUCCCCCUGGUGACAUUGGCUUCAAAGGCAUCCAGGGACCUCGGGGGCCUCCUGGUUUGAUGGGAAAGGAAGGCAUCAUUGGGCCCCUCGGGAUGCUGGGACCUUCAGGACGCCCGGGUCCGAAGGGUGACAGAGGCAGCCGAGGAGACUGGGGGCUUCAAGGUCCGAGGGGUCCUCCAGGCCCAAGGGGGCAGCCUGGUCCACCGGGUCCUCCUGGGCAUCCUAUCCACUUUCAGCAAGAUGACCUUGGGGCAGCUUUCCAGACAUGGAUAGACGUUCAUGGAGCGCUCAAGCCAGAGGGAUACAGCUAUCCAGACCAGCUGGUGCUGGACCAGGGAGGGGAGAUCUUCAAAACCUUACACUACCUCAGCAACCUCAUCCAGAGCAUUAAGACGCCCCUGGGCACAAAGGAGAACCCAGCCCGCGUCUGCCGGGACCUCAUGGACUGUGAGCAGAGGAUGGUGGAUGGCACAUACUGGGUAGACCCAAACCUUGGCUGCUCCUCUGACACCAUCGAAGUCUCCUGCAACUUCACACAUGGCGGGCAGACGUGUCUGAAGCCCAUCACAACCUCCAAGGUGGAGUUUGCAGUUAGCCGUGUCCAGAUGAACUUCCUGCAUCUGCUCAGCUCCGAGGUGACUCAGCACAUCACCAUCCAUUGCCUGAACCUGACUGUGUGGCAGGAGGGCCCAGGGCUCACUCGGGCCAGGCAUGCUGUGCGCUUCCGGGCUUGGAAUGGGCAGAUCUUCGAAGCUGGGGGCCAGUUUAGGCCAGAGGUGUCUAUGGAUGGCUGCAAGGUCCAUGAUGGCCGCUGGCAUCAGACACACUUCACCUUCCGGACCCAGGACCCACAGCAGCUGCCCAUCGUCAGUGUGGACAACCUCCCUCCUGCCUCAUCAGGGAAGCGAUACCGCCUUGAGGUUGGGCCCGCGUGCUUCCUCUGACCUCUGACGUCCAGGCUCCUCUGGGCCUCAUGGACGAGGAAAGUGGAAGGGGCAGCUAGAGUCAGGAGAGGAACCCUUCGCCCUAGGACCCUUGGGCGGGCCCCAACUGUUGUCUGCUCAGCAGGAGUGGGUUGGGCAGGAGCAAGACUCAGGCUGUCCUUGGGAACCACCCAUCCCAACUUAACCCCAGAGACCAACCAAAGAGUCAAUCAGAGGAAGCCGGGUCUGCAACCCACCCCGCCUGUGGCCUGUCACCCAGCUCUGUGGCCACUCUCUCCUUCCCGGCUUCUUACCCAAAGAGCCCCCCCAGCAACACCAUCUUAAGGGAAGGGGACAUAUUUUGUCAGUGGUCCCUGCCAGGGAGCUUUUGAUGUGCAAUAAUACAAAGGAGACAUGAAAAAAAAGGAGAAAAGGAAAGAAAUUUAUAUAUUAUUAUUAUUAUUAUUAUUUAAGCAAAGAGAAGGUGUGUUACUGUUUUCUCACCUGAGAGAGGCAAGAGGAAGAACAGGACAGCGGGGUGGGGAAGGCAGACCCGUCUGGGUGGCCUGUGCUACCUCCCACUGUGAAGUCGCUGGUGCUCACAAUUGUCUCUUGGUGUAUGUGAUUUUUUUUUAAGGAAAAAAAAAAAACCCUUAUUUAAGAUUCUAAAGGUGCUACUAUUUUUUGCCACAAACUUUGAAGAAACUUUUUGAGCGGGGCCUCAUCCACAUCAUUCUUUCCUCCAAAUGACAAAGUUUGGGGAAUUUUUAAGUUGUCCUUGCAUCAUCCUUGUAAUUGGCUGAGGAGGAAACAAAGUAAAGGAAAAAAAAGCAGCAUAAACAAACCAAAAAUCCUACCAGAAACCAGAAGUAGAGAGAUUUCCUAUUAACCUAUGGACUUAGAAGUGCCUGUCCUUCUACCAAGCACGUUGACUUGGCCUUUUAUAGUUCCGGGAGGGCAUGCCCUAGAGAAGCUCUGGCCAAAGGCCUGACCUUUGAGAAUCCAUUCCAACAGAGGCUGUCUGGGGUGGCCUUGGAGGAGGGACUUAAACCAGGACCCCCUCUGAAGCCUGGAGACAUCCCUCCACAGGAGGAACCCACCCUCCUUUCUCAUGACCAAGCAGUCCUGUAGAAAUCCACUGUCCUUCACCCUGAGCAUCCAUUUCACCAAUUUGGAUGGAGGAGAAAGUGUUAAUUGUGGGUAUCUUGGCAUUCCAUGUGACAGAGACAUUCAGUAUACUCUGAAUCCUAUCUGAUCAGUGAACAAGUCAGGACCCCAAUUGGAUUUUGAAGUUAUUUUAACUAUGGAAUUAUUUUUAUAGAAGGAAAAUUUAUGUGAAAGUCUAUUUGUGUAUUUCUAAAGUUGUGUCUCGCCGUGAAUUGGAUUUGCUUUUCAUUAUUUAAUACCUCACUGUGGUCCUCCCCCACACCACCUGUGCUCCCCCUCCCGCCCCCUCCUCCCCACCCGCUAGCCUGGGCGCACCCCAGGGAAGUGCCUUUUGUCUCAGCCUGGUCUCCACCUCAGCGCCCUUUCUUGUUUGCCCCUCUGCGUCUCCAUCCAGCCUUCCCCUUGUCACUUGGUGUAGUCACUGUCCUUGUUUUGUUUAUGUUCGAAUGUCAGAGUGUUCAAACCCCAGUGGGUUCUGUUUCUCCUUUUCCCUUCUGGACUUUAAAUAAAUAUUUAAAACUGAGGCAAUGGAA
Jaculus jaculus (lesser Egyptian jerboa) is the source of this 7407-nucleotide messenger RNA. It is a transcript of the gene Col27a1, whose product is annotated as collagen type XXVII alpha 1 chain. NCBI's taxonomy places the organism in Eukaryota, Metazoa, Chordata, Mammalia, Rodentia, Dipodidae. Gene Ontology annotation, molecular function: extracellular matrix structural constituent. The transcript has 61 exons. Bases 182 to 5728 code for a protein of 1848 amino acids. The record is from RefSeq and is a predicted model, not a curated record.